Morone saxatilis (striped sea-bass) is the source of this 5111-nucleotide messenger RNA. RefSeq names its product solute carrier family 36 member 1 (gene slc36a1). The coding region runs from base 1109 to 2530 and encodes 473 amino acids. Gene Ontology annotation, biological process: glycine transport; proton transmembrane transport; proline transmembrane transport. The record is from RefSeq and is a predicted model, not a curated record. Gene Ontology annotation, cellular component: vacuolar membrane. Gene Ontology annotation, molecular function: amino acid:proton symporter activity; glycine transmembrane transporter activity; L-proline transmembrane transporter activity. NCBI's taxonomy places the organism in Eukaryota, Metazoa, Chordata, Actinopteri, Moronidae. The transcript is spliced from 11 exons.
AGUCAGGUGCUCUGUUAUUUGUCAGUACAACUUUGCAUUGACUUCUUGGAUCCCAAAGUGGUCUGGGAAUGGUGCACACAGUGUAAUACACACAGACGCAGUGGGAUUAUAUGUAAUCCCAAAUGGCGGGUAGACACUGAAUCAUCAAAGCAGCUUUUGGCGCGGCUGGUGUCUUGUUUGGCAGGAGGUCACAACAACACAUUCAAUAUUGAAUAUGUUGUGAUAAAGGUACAGUAUCUAUGAUUUAUUUACGCCAUGAAGUGAAAGAACUUUCACUUGUUCUUAAUGAAAUUAUUGGACCAAGUUGUUGACAAGAGACAAAACAUUUGAAUGAUUUUGUAUCAAUGAGUUUUUGGAAACAGUAUAUGUGCAGUGUGUGGAUGCUCCAUUAAAGGGCAAGAAGCUCAUUUGAACACCAAGACUUGAUAAGAUUAAUGUUUCAUGCAAAAACAAAAUAUGAUUUCCUGCUUCUCUCUGUUUUAUAUCAUAUUGAACUGAAUAUCUUUUGGUUUUGGACUAACAAAACAAGAUUUUAUAGACCCGACGAUUAAAGGACAAGCAGGACAACCCACUGAAUAACCAGCCGUGCAGCACAGUGCUGUGAGUUUUAAAGUCGGGCCUCAGUUUCACUUCAGUAUUAGUUCUCACGUUGUGAGUAGACAUUCUGUCUGCUAAUGCAACAAUGAAUACUCUGCUUUUUAUCUCUCCUACGCUAAAAUAUGCUUGUAAAGGGGAAGAAGAGUCACAAGAGACUAAAGUGAAGUGCUCUGAAGCCCAGCAGUCUGAGUGCUUAAGAUGUGCAGUGUCUCAUGGUUAAACACGGCUGUGUCAACAAGCAGGUAGCUGAGUGUAGCUGCAGGCCUCUUGUCUACUGUACAGAUUAAGUUUUAACAUUACUGAUGUGUUUAUUUGACUUGACUUAGAUUUAGUUCUAAUCUGUUGACAGAAAAAUAGUGAUUUUUGUGCUCUGAGGGUACAGCUGUCGCCCUCUUGAUGCCUUUUUAAAUGUUCUUUGCGAUGUGUUUGACCCUGCCACAAGCCCUUGGACUCACAGAAAUGCUGUUUGUUUGCUGGACCUUUGACCUCUUCAGACUUGGUUCCCUUCUCCAUGGACCCUGAAUGUUCUUUGUUCUCUGACCACAAUCCAUCGGAAAUGGAUGCGCUUUGUCCCUCUCCUCCUGGACCUACCAGACCCCAGCGUCACUAUGAGAGGAUUGGAGAACGGACGGGAACCUCUUUUUGUCAGACCCUAAUCCACCUUUUGAAAGGGAACAUCGGUACCGGGCUGCUCGGUCUGCCCCUGGCUGUCAAGAAUGCAGGCCUGGUGCUCGGACCCAUCAGCCUGCUGUGUAUGGGUGUCGUCGCAGUCCACUGCAUGAGGCUGCUGGUCAAAUGUUCACACCACCUCAGUGCAAAGAUGAACAGGCCAUCUCUGUCCUACGGCGAGGCGGUGCAGUACGGUAUGGAAAACGUUUCAUGGCUGAGGAGACACUCGCAGUGGGGAAAACAGACGGUGAACUUGUUUCUAAUCAUCACCCAGCUGGGCUUCUGCUGCGUCUACUUUGUCUUCCUCAGUGACAAUAUCAAGCAGGUGGUCGAAGCAGCCAACGCCACCACCUUCAGCUGCUACGUGAACCACACCAACCAGACCCAGGUCCUGGUGCCGAGCUUCGACUCCCGUCUCUACAUGCUCUGUUUCCUGCCGGCCUUCAUCCUGCUGGUGUUCACCCCCAACCUGAAGUACCUGGCCCCCUUCUCUCUGGUGGCCAACGUGGUCAUGACCAUCAGCUUGGUCCUCAUCUACUUCUACUCACUCACGAACAUCCCGUACCCGAUCAACCUACCUAAAGUCGGCAGAGCUAAAGACUACCCUCUCUUCUUUGGGACGGCCAUCUUUGCCUUCGAAGGGAUCGGAGUGGUCCUUCCCCUGGAGAACAAGAUGCAGAGGCCUCAGAGUUUCAUCCCGGUUCUGUAUGCGGGGAUGAGCAUCGUCACCUUCCUCUACAUCAGCCUCGGUACCAUAGGAUAUAUGUGCUUUGGGGAGCACAUAGGAGGGAGCAUCACUCUCAACCUGCCGAACUGCUGGACGUACCAGGCUGUGAAGCUGCUGUACUGUUUUGGUAUUUUCAUCACCUUCGCCCUGCAGUUCUACGUUCCAGCAGAGAUUCUCAUACCACCAGUUGUGGCUCGCGUGUCAGAGAGGUGGGAGAGAGCCGUCGACCUGCUGCUCCGCUCCGUCCUGGUCAUCUUCACAUGUGCUCUCGCCAUCCUGAUACCGGAGCUGGACCUCGUCAUCUCACUGGUGGGCUCGGUCAGCAGCAGUUUCCUGGCGCUGAUCUUUCCUCCCAUCCUCCAGAUUAUAGCGUUUCACACAGAGGGCCUGUCGCCGCUAGUGACCAUCAAGAACAUCGUCAUCAGCUUGUUUGGGUUGGUGGGGUUCCUCACGGGGACCUACAUCGCCAUCGAGCAGAUCAUCACCCGCAACUCACACAAACACGAAGAGACGUUCUCCUCCUACAUGGUCCAGUGAGUAAGUGAAGUGACUGUUGGCAGGUGGAAGUAACACACCCAUGCCAUUUUAGAAACCAUUUUAGGGCACAUUUUUGUUUUUUAAGUAUUUGAUUUGCUGCUGUUGGAUACGGCGGCCAUUUUAGGAUUUAUUCAUCACGUUUAAGCAUUACGAAGCUGUAAGGACUUGUGGUGCUUUGUGUUGUGUUUCAUUACGUCACAGCUGCACUACAGUGUGCUGUUGUGUCUGACAUAUGUGACUACUGGCAGCAACUCACACAAGUCCAGCAAUGUAGUGCAAUCUAACGAUAACAUAAAGCUAAAUCAUUCCUUCAGGUUGGAGAUACCUUCAAAAGAUUUUAAGGGUUUUUAGAUUUAAUUUAUCAUUUCGACAGCCUGAAUAUAUUGAUGUGUUUAAUAUUUCGGUUAAAGAAUCUAACUACCUCACAAACUGGUAUCGAUUCGGUCUUUAGAAACUUUUUAGCACGUGGAUUCGGAACUGUCAGCCCGAACAGCUUUUCAUGUAGAGCUUUUAGUGUUUAACCACCCACCACCUCAUUUAGAAAAAAAAGGAAUAAAAAAAAUCUUCAUUUUUUGGUUGCACUUUGAUUUAUGCCUUACUCAGUGAAACGGCACACUACUUUGACACAGACAACACAUUACACAAACUUUAAAUCAAGUACCUGUAACUUUAAAAUUAUUGUUGCAAAGUAGAUUUUUUUAUAACAAAACGUAGCACAAAAAAAGGGUUGGGUAUCCAAAUGGGUACCAGUUCCAAAUUAUUAAGAACCGUGGAUUGUUUGGGAAUUGUGCGUUUUAAUUAAAUUUAUCAACCUCAAAAUGGGAUUGGCCACAUCUUUCUUUGAGUUCUGUCUUAUAUCAAUGUAAUCUUACACACAACAACUCCAUAAUAUCAGUCAGCAUUAAGUGACCAGUCACAACACAUUGUUGCCAGCUAAUCGCUGCACAGUGAAGCAACAACAGCAGUUUGUAAAGUUAAAGCUUCCUUUUAAAAGCUUCCUCUUUUUAAAGAAGUUAGCCUGAUUAUCAGACUCAAUUGAAAUUUUGUUUUUCAAAUACUGACACAGAAAUCGUGUACGAGAUCUGUAUUUCAUAAGUUUGGGAGUUCAAGUCCUAACUAUGAUCUAUGCAUCUUUUAAUGGCAAAGAAAAUGUUCCUAAUCAGUUUUUAUUUGCUUAAUGCAAUGCACUUAAGUGCAACAAAAAAAUUUCACAAAGAGAAGAAGACCUUGUUUGUUUUCUCAAGUCAUAAUGGCCUAAAAUCAGCUAAUGCUAGAACAUCUGGCUCAAGUAAAACUCAGUUAAAAUCAAAAGGGAAAGAGACGAUUAGGAUUAAGAAUAUUUAUAUUUUAUGUAUGUACUUUUAAAAUCAGUUUUUACUGGCGACAUAUUUCGGUUCAGUUUGUGAAAGCCAGGAUCUGAACCCCGAUAAAUGAGCGAAAUGAGAAUCAAUCCAAUCUAUCCGAUACUCAACCCAAUAGCAAAAUCUAUCGAACUUUAGAAACGUAGUUGUACUGUUUGUGUAGGAGCGUUUAUUUUUUUUUGAUCCGAUAAUUUUUUAUGUGUUUUUCAUGUUUUAAUGUAUUUACUAAGUUAACGGUGAAUGGUAUUUUUGAGUCGUCUUUUCUUUUUUUUUUUAUUCAACAGCAUGCAUUUUUAAGACUUACAACUAACCUUGAAAAAGUUAUUUUGGUUCAAUUACAGAGAGGCCCUGCGUGUAAUAUAAUGUAAUAUGUAUGUAAUAUAAAACAAAAGGUUUUAGUUACAAGCUGUAGGGAUUAUAUUCAGACAAAUACCAACAUGUACUGUAAGUUCAUUCUAAAGCUUCUGUACUGCUUGUAUGUCUUCAGUGUUUGUGUUAUCCGGGCUUUGCAGCUAUUUAUCAGUGGACAUUGGUAAAAACUGAAAGCUUAUGGGCCUUAUGUGUAAAAACUUGUAACAGCUGUUGGUGUGAAUCACAGUUGCUUUUGUGCAUAUGUACAUGUAAAUGUCACACAAAAAUGUUUAAAUCUUGUUUGAAAUGACGAAAUAUCCACCGUUCUCCAUCUCCUAUGGAUGGAACUUGUGUGCUAAAACAGUUUGAAUGAGAUUUUUCCCACUGGACACUUUAAGAGAAGGAUGAUGUUGACGAUAAUGGCGGUGAGGGGGAUGAUUAUGUGCAGCUACCCAAAGAAGACUAAUUUCACUUUGCUCAUUUACGGCUGCAAGUAGUGAUAAUUUGAAGUGUCACUUCAUCAAUUCUUUAUGUUUAAAAUGAUGGUGAAGAAUAAAGGCACACAGCUUCCACACUGUGUCUGUUGAACGGUAAUAAGGAAGAGUACAAUACAGCAUUAUGCCCAUCAUAAAUUAGGAAAUGUUUUAUUUUUUUUUAAAUGAAUCAUUGUUUAGUUUAUCAGAAAGAGCCCAACGCAUCGUCCUGUACUUUUAUUAACAGUUUUAAAAAGCUCCAAAUCCUCAGAUUGGACGGACUGGAACCUUCAAAUGUUUGAGAUUUUUUAUUUGAUAAAUUCCUUAAAACAGAUUUUCAUUUCAGCAGUCUUUUAUUUCUUUAUUCCUUGCUCAGAAUAAAUAACAUUCAAAGUU